Daldinia decipiens is the source of this 979-nucleotide messenger RNA. Its product is annotated as GNAT domain-containing protein. Gene Ontology annotation, biological process: protein acetylation. Gene Ontology annotation, molecular function: N-acetyltransferase activity. NCBI's taxonomy places the organism in Eukaryota, Fungi, Ascomycota, Sordariomycetes, Xylariales, Hypoxylaceae. The transcript is spliced from 3 exons. Bases 194 to 979 code for a protein of 261 amino acids. The record is from RefSeq and is a predicted model, not a curated record.
AGACGGUCAACGCAAACACAUGUGACUAAAAUAAAAUAAUUUACGCCUCACAUUAUUCUACAACUACAAUUUCAACUACAACUUCUCUCAUCAACCACAGGUUUCAAGUUAUUAAAUUCAUUAACAGGAAAAGAUAUGCGACAUCGACCAUACAUAUAACUUAAUAAGUACCUAACAUAAGUGUGACAUAGAAAUGAGGUUGAAUGAGAAUAUUGCUAUUUCGACCAGCAAGGUCCUGCUUGUGCCAUAUGAUGCGCACCACGUACAGCAGUACCACAGGUGGAUGGAGGACCCUUCCAUCCGCGAAGCCACCGCCUCAGAACGCCUCUCGCUAGACGACGAGUACGAAAACCAGGCGUCGUGGCGCGAGUCGCGGGAUAAACUCACGUUUAUCGUGUGUGCGCCAUUACUACGCGACGAUGAUGUCUCACGUACGGACGAAAAGGGGGCAGCCGUGCUGGCGGGCGUAGGGGAUGCGGUAGGCAGGAUGGUGGGGGAUGUUAAUCUGUUUCUGAGUCCUUGGGAUGGCGAUGACGAGGGACAAGAGCAGAAACAGAAUGGAGACGGGGAGGAAGCGAAGACGUACUACACCGCGGAAAUCGACAUCAUGAUCGCGAACCCCAAGUUCCGGCGGAUAGGUCUCGGUCGCGCAGCCGUCGCUACAUUCUUGUACUUUGUACGGCGGCAUUUAGACGGCAUUCUGGCUGAGUACAUGGGUUCCCUCGACACCGCUGCCGCUAUCAGCAAGCCUGUGAUGAAAGACGUCGUGGCUAAGAUUAACGCGGAUAACAAGGCCAGCAUCGUGCUAUUCCAAGCCCUUGGGUUUAAGCAGAGAGGCGAGAGGAAUUACUUUGGCGAGAUAGAGAUGGUGUUUGGAGGGUUUGGGGAGACGGACGAGUGGGUAAAGACGAGCUCUUCUUCUGUCAUGGGCGAUGGGUAUGAAGAGUUGGUUUAUGAUAGAUCGCGGUUGGAGGAGUAG